Molecule: messenger RNA, 8238 nt
Organism: Sceloporus undulatus (fence lizard)
Lineage: Eukaryota; Metazoa; Chordata; Lepidosauria; Squamata; Phrynosomatidae
Gene: C2CD3
Product: C2 domain containing 3 centriole elongation regulator
Exons: 33
Coding region: 117-7136 (2339 amino acids)
Biological process (GO): centriole elongation; cilium assembly
Cellular component (GO): centriole; centriolar satellite
Source: RefSeq, a predicted model, not a curated record
GCGCUGGCGGCCGGGCUUUCCUCCCGCCGUUUUCCCAGGAGGCAUUGCGGCGGCGGCGGCCGUGGUUGCUAUGCAACGGGGAGCAGGCAGGGCCUGGUCGCGGCCUAGUUGCGAGGAUGAAGCAGAAGAAGGCGAAGGGCCUCGCUGCUCGCCCCGCCGGACCUGGGCGCAAACGGAAGGAUCUCAGCGAUGUCACCCCAUCUACAAGCUUGCCACCUCUUGUGGAAGGACAAUUGCGCUGCUUUCUAAAGCUGACGAUCAGCAAAAUCCUAUGGAUGGUUUCUAAGCCAACAUCUCCCUUCCUCAUCCGGGUGAGAUGGUGGGGAGAAACCUCGGAUGGCACGGUUUUUGUUCCCCGCGACCCUUCACAGAGUGAGCAAAAAGCAAUUAAAACUACCACUCGCUACGCAAUUCGCUGUGGACCAAAACAGUUUACCUCCUACCUAACAGAUAUGGGUGCUCUUAUCCUGGAAGUAAUGACCAAAUCAGAUCACCUUCCAAUUGGACGGGUUCAGAUCAGGGGGCUGGCACAGCUCUCUCCUAGCCAUCCUCUCAGUGGAUUUUUCACCAUUGUUUCGCCAACAUCUGAGAAAAUGGGAGAGCUGCAGGUAUCACUAGUUCUGGAACCUCUGUCUGAAACGUAUGAUGGCAGUAGCUCCAUCCCAAACACAGACAUGAGCUUCAGUGUUGGUUUACCGGCUCCAGGAACCAAAGAAGCACUUGAGUCUAGCCAGUUUCUUGCUCCACCACCACACCACAGACCACUCAGCGCAAAGGUCAUUGGGAGAGAGUCUGUCAGCAGUAGUCGAGCUUCUACACCAAGGGGAAAGGACCACUUGUACUUUCAGGAAAACUCUGAGAACCUUGGACCGCAACACCACUUCAUCUCAGGGCAGAAUGAUCCCUUGAAAGCCAACAAUCCCGAGCAGCAUGGACAAUUUCCUAGCAGCUUCAAUUAUGAGGCUCAACUGAAGUUAGCUGGGAGAAGUCAUAACCCAGUCCAUGUUCUUUCUUCAAGCAACAUGGCCACAAAGGAUCUCAUUUCAGCUCUUUUGGAUCAAGGCAGCAGACUCCGAGAGGCCAUGGUUGUGUCUGCAAUGAAAUCCAGUCCUGACUCUGGUAUUGAACUGCAUGACAUUCAUCCUUCCCUAAAGCAAGAUAUCACCAGACUAGUUGGAAAGAAUUUUAAAAACCUGAAUCCUGGCUUUGUGUCUGCUGUUGAAGAUCCUCUCCAGCAACCACCUGGCUACUCAGAAUUUGAUCUGUAUGCUGAAAACAGAGCAAUCCAGCUCUUGUUGGGCAGUUCUGAUUUACCUCCUGCGCAUCUUUUGGAUGGUACCCACUCGCCUCUGGAAUCUCUCUCUCUUGGGAGUGAGGCUUACGACAGUGAGCUCAAUGACCCCCACUAUGACCAGAGUCUGCUGGAGAAUUUGUUCUACACAGCUCAGAAAUCAGACAGCAGUUUCAGUGACUUUCUCAGUGAAGAGGAGGCUGCUGUUUCCUCAGGAAAACAAAAUCAAUCUCAGAACAGCAAACCACAGAAGUCAUCAAAGUCUAGCCCCUCAGGUCCAAAAGGGAAGGCUCUAGAGACAAAAUCCAGCAAUUCUCCUACUAGACCACUUCCUCUUCAUGAGACUUCCAUGGUGCCAACAGAGGAAACACAAACUGUCAAGCUGAGUCUGGACAGGCUGGCAGUGCUGAGUCGAAUUCAUUUAGCAAGAAUGGUAGUUGAGAGUUUAAAGAUCCCUCGUGAAGAGAGCGUUCAGAGCACCCCCGGCAAGAAAAGUUCUGCUGGGAAGCCUCCUAGGCCAACCUUGGUGAAAAAGAGGACAUUCUUUGUGGAGUAUCACUUUCCAGUAGGCACUUCAAAGACAGGAACAGGGCAAGGUGCCAUAACAACCGAAAUAGUUCGGGUCGCUUCCAGUAAGGUCUCAGGGGAAGUGGUGAAAUUUCAACAGAGAUCCGUGUUCCCUGUUCACUUCAGUGGUUCCAUGAUAACUUACUGGUGGAACUCAGAUCUCGAGUUUAACAUCUUUCUGAAAAAAGGCACAGAAAGAAAGCCACUGUUGGUUGGUUCAGCAGCUUUACCCUUGCGAGAUGUAAUUCAGUCUGAGCAACUGAUGGUCAAUUGUGAAUUGCUUGUGAAAGAAGGGGGUGUUCCAGCCCAGCUAGGGCCCUUAAAGGUGUCAUUGGAACUUGCAGCUAACAACAAAGACUUCUUCAGCACCAGUACCAGGACAGUGACCCUGGCAUCGCAAGCUCCAGUUUACUCUAUUAGGAGCCCUGGAGCCAAGUUUGAAGAUGCUGACAAGAGCCCUACUCCUGCUGAAAGCCCUCCCCUCUUGAAACAAGCUAGUUAUCAGUUCCCAAAGAGAACUCCAGAGUCCUUGCCUGCAACAUUACAAAAGCCCGAUGUUGAUGUGAGUCAGCAGUUGGGACUCAGGCUUGUAUCCCGCAAUAUCCUGACCCAGAUAAGUGCCUCAGAAGAGGAAGGCUUGCUGCUGCAUGUCCUCUUAAUGGUCCCAGAAGGGCAGGUCUUUGCUCCUCGUGAUGCUGGACUCCUCGGCUCUUGCAAUGUGUAUUUGAAUUGCAAACUCUUCAACACAGAAGAAGCCACAAGAUCAGCUGUCAUAUGGGGAACUACCCAACCCAUCUUCCAUUUUUCUCAGGUAACUCCUAUUUCCUUGACCGCUAAACAUCUGGAGAGGCUGAAGAACAACGUGAUGGUCAUCGAGGCCUGGAAUAAAGUGCACAGCCCUGGAGGAGACAGACUGCUGGGACUGGUGAAGCUGCCAUUGCAUCAGUUCUAUGUUUCAUUCAAAGAUCCCAAAAUUUCCAGCCUGCUGCUUCAGGCUCAGUAUCCGGUCCUGGCUGUGGAUGGCCCGAUGCCUUUGGUUGAUGUCUUUUCUGGCAAGAAAAAUGGGAGCCUGAAGGUGAUCCUGGCAAUGGGUUCCGCUGACCAGAUUGCAGCACUGCAGAGGCUCAAGAACGAAGAAGGAAUGGAGCCUCCUGUUGUGCUACGACCACCGCAUUCCCUGGAUCCUCUUUCUGCACCUCUUCCAAAGCGGUCAGACCAGGAAAAAGAAGGAUUAAUGGAGCAUGUCUUUGAGAUCCACGUUGAGUGCAUUAAAGGGCUCACUCCCCUCCAGUCCACCGUCUGGGGAGAGGCCGACUGCUAUGUGCAGUACCACUUUCCAGUUCAGGAAUCAGAGUCUGACAUACUACGUGGGACAGAAUUCUGUGAAUGUGCCCUUGCCUUAAAAGCUUUCCGUUCAGCCACCACCUUGUGCCUCCCCGACCCCACCUUCAGUGAUGAACGUCAUCACUCGUUAUUGGUCCCUGCUGACAUCCCUGUCCAGCGGCUGCUGCUCGAUGCUUUCUCUGCACGGGGCUUGCCAGCAGGAGGAGGAGAAGGAGCAGGAGGAAUUCAUUUUGAAGUCUGGUGCAGGUAUUACUACCCUAAUGUCCGAGACCAGAUGGUUGCCAGAGGGACCUUGCCACUAUCGCGCCUGUGUGCCAUGGUGACCAUGCAGCACCGGGAGGCUGUGGGGAUCCAGACCUUCAGUCUGCCCUUGAUCCCCAGAACUGAAAGCUCAGGGCAACACCAUGCCCAGUCCUCAGGUUUCCUUGAUGUGAGCAUCAGAUACAGACGUUCUCUGAAAGUAGCCAAAGGCAUCCUGGCAGCUCAAACUGUUUCUAUUUCUAUUCAGAUACGCUCUGCAGCUGGUUUGCAGGCAGCCGCCAGGGCUUUGGCCGAAAAGAACCCUUUGCUCCAAUACAGUGCUGAGGUUGGUUUGAAUGCCUAUGUAUCAAUCCAUAUCCCCUUCCUGCCCGAGGCAGAGAGACGCAACACGCGUGCGGUGGCUCGUACUUUCUGCCCCGAGUUUGAACACCACAUGGAGUUCCCGUGCAAUCUUGUGGUCCAGGCAAGCAGCGGAGAAGCAUCGUGUCUGGGGGAGCUCUUGCAGCGCUCAGAAAUUGUCUUUUCUGUCUUCCACCAGAACCUGAACUCAGCUUUGCCUACAACAAAAGCUUCAGCUUUGAAAGAUUACCUUCUGGGAACUGCCAGGGUGGCAACCAAAGAUCUGUUGAUUAAGAGAUCAGGUAUUAGAGGCUGGUACCCAGUCAGUCUUCCAGAGGAUGUGGUGCCUUCAGAUUGUGCAAACAUCAUGGAAACCAUAGUUGGAGGCCUAGAGAUCUCUGUGACCUUUGCUCAUCCUGGGGACCGAGAACGUGUUCUGGAUGCUGCAAAGCUUUUAGGCUGGAAUUGGGAGGAAGCCUCCAAUGAGAAACUGCAGGAAGACAGUGAGGGCGAAUACCAGUCUGCUGCAAACCCUGCCACAGUGACUGUUUCUGUCCCGAGGCUGUGGCUGCCAGUGCAGUGUCUGCUACUCGCCGGGCAGACCCACUUGAAUAAACGCAUCUACUGCUACCUUCGCUAUAAGCUGUAUGAUCAAGAAGCCACAUGGACAUCACUGAGGAGGCCAAAAUUAGUUGAAGACCAGAAACAUGUGACAGUGACCUUUAAGAAAAGCCAACAAAUGGAUCUUCAACAGAGCCAUGCAUUAUGGUGGUACUUCAGGGAGGAGAGGCUGGAGCUCCAGGUGUGGCGAGCCUUUGGGAAUGAAAGCCAUGUGGAGAGACCACUGGACACUGACCGCUUGAUUGGGUCAGCCUAUGUGGAUCUUUCAGCGCUUGGAGAGAGCUCAAGAAAGAAGAGAACAGUUAGUGGUGUCUUCCCCUUGUUCCGGCGCAAUGCUUCAAACCUGUGGGGAGCAGCUGUGCGUGUUCACAUUGCAGUGGCUUCCACUAGCUCCCAUGGGCUUGAACUCACUGAAGAGGGGAGCCAUAGCAGCAGCAGUGAAGGUGAAGAAAAAAAAGAGGCACUUGGGCAAAAGGUUGAGAUCCCUCUGGAACCAACUCCUGCAGCUGCAGACAUCCUUACUGAGAUAUCAUCUGAAGCAUCUCCUCCUGCCAUGGACCAUGAGAAGACAUUUGCUGCUAGUAUCCUAGUGGAAAGAGCCAUGCACUUAAGCUUAAAGGGGAGCCCUCUCACCGAACGUGGAGUGACUACGCCUAGCAGCUAUGUGUCAUUUGUUGCUGCUGAUGCCGAUAACCCUAUUACUACAGAUAUCAUUGAAAAUACAGAGUCCCCUGUUUGGGGAUUCCAGCAGCAGACCAGGCUCUCCAAUGAGCUUCUUGUGGACCCACAGCAAACUCUUGUCUUUAAAGUCUGGCAUAAAGCAGAUGUUGAACGUGUGAUAGGAUUUGCUUCAGUGGAUCUCUCCCCACUCCUCUCUGGCUUCCAGUUGGUCUGCGGGUGGUACAACAUCACAGACUUCAGUGGGCAGUGCCAGGGGCAGAUCAAAGUAGCUGUCUCUCCCCUUGAAAGUAUAAGCCAUCUCAAAAAAGAAAGACAGGAAAGAAGCCGGAUAAAAACUUCAGGAUCAUCAGUGAAGGAUUUGUAUGCUUCCUUUCCUGCCUUCUCUACCAGAGGUGCCACAGAGCUUUUCAACACCUCAUUGAGAGGCCUUGAUCCCACCAGUCAUGAAGGCAGGACUGGAUCCCCUGGGUCCUGGAUGCCUCGCCAUGAAGAACAUGUGCAGAACAUCCGCCGAUUCCAUGAGUCACUGCAGCAAGCAGAAGGGAACGUGCACCAAGCUGGAAGGCUGGAUUCCCUGUCCCAUUCCUCACGGUCUUCCCUCCUAAGAACUCUCAGAAAAAACCUGAGCGAACUGGAUGAGAUUCAGGGGUACUUCAGCCGAAAGCUAACCAGGCCCUUCCCUGACUUGGGUCUUCUGCAUAGACCUGCAGAUGAUCUCAGCGGUAGUUGCAAAAACUCUGCCACCAGGGCAGCAGAUCCAGAAGGAUGCCAGCUGUUGGAGAAAUCUAAUCAUCUGGUAUCUCAAGUUAGCAGCCUGAUUGUUGAUUUGCAGAACAAUGUGCUGAAAAAUGCCAGAGAUUCUUCAGGUGCUCAUGAAGAUGGAAGUAGUUUUUUGCCUGCUCAUCAGCCACUUUCUGGUGUUCUGGACCAGAGAGAGGAAACUAUCAGGAACAAAGUGCUGAAAGAUCCCUCAGGAAACAAACCCUUGAGCACCUUUGUAGACAAAGAGCCUUUGUUCCCUACUGGAAAAUCCCCUGGUGAAAGAGACAUGCUUUAUGAAUUCCUUGGUCAAGCCAGCUCCCAGAGUGACCUUCCGUUACUUAAACAUCAGAGAGAGGAAGAUGCCACUCAGUCCCACAGUGAGGGGGAGUAUGAAGAGGACAUCAUAGAACCAAGGAUGCUGAAUGAAGUCACCACUGUGACAGACAAAACCAGCCCCUGGUCUAGCCUUAUCUCCGAACCAGAACAGGAGCCUGGACAAGAAGCAAUCACUGUUGGGGUCACUGAGCAUUUACUUACAGAAGAUAGUAUUAGAAGCAGUUCCAUGUCCAACGUAACCCAAAAUGAGCCCCAGAGCAUGCCCAGCACGGCAAGAUCCAGUAGCAGCUCCUUUAGAGAAGAUGGCGGUGAUGAAUAUGUGGAAGGACAAGACCUUGAACAUGGUACAGAAGAGCUUUUCCAACCUGCAGCCCUCUCACCUGUACACCAGACUGAGGAUGAGUCUGCAGAAAACCAAAGGACAGAUCAGGAAGAAGCACAGGAUAUCCCUGGAAAGGAUGGAAGAUCAUGCAUUUCAUGUCAUGAGGGUGAAAAUUCUUCAACAGUUGCUGAGAAGGGAAGUGAGUGUUUAAAUGGUAAUUCCCAAGAUGAAGAAGUAGUUGAUUCCAGUGAGGAGGUGCACCAGCGUUCUGAAAGCUGUUGUGAUAAAAAUAAUGAAGACCCGACUGGAGAGUCGGAUAAGGCUCCCAAAUCCAGCGUAGUAUUAUCAGACCCUGUUGUCAUCCCCAACUUCUUCCUCCCACCUCAACAUUUGGAAGCUUCCAUGAGACUACUCAGUGUUUCUUCUCCUCCUCCACUGGCUGCUUCUGGUAAAUCUGGAAGCGGCAGUUAUGGAGGCGGGGAUGCUGCUGUGGAAAUCCCUUUCCGAAGGCAAAACCGUCAGAAGCUGAAGUUGAUGCCAGCUGAGCUGCCGGAAGAGGAAACGAAAAGGAUAGCGAGAAUAUUUUCUGCACAGUUCUCCAAAAAAACAUAGCAGUGGCGAGAGACCCAGCAGCGUUGCUCAGGCUCUGAAACUUCCAGCAAUGUCAGCAGCUGGGACUUGCUACAAAGACUGACUGAUGUGAGCUGUGGUCAGGUGCCCAGCGCCUGCAGCCCAAAACCAGAAGUGAUGCUCGCAUCCACAUAAGCCCUCUUUCAUUUGGAAGGGAGUUCCUGUCCUGGUGUAAGAGAGAGAGAUGUGCCAUUUGCUGAAAAGAUGCAACAGGGCUUCUUUUCCUGAGGCACAGGCAAGGUCUGACCAUCUCUCUCUUAGAUGGCAAUUCAGAUAUAAGCUAGAUAAUUUGGUUAGAGGGGUAUCAGCAAAAAUACACAGGUACCUGUCUUGAGUUUAGUUCUGGACUUAGCAUUCUUUCUUCCAGUCCUCUUUUACCUCCAUUACAACAAUUAUCUGCUCUUCAUAGACUGACUUUUUGCAUUACUCUGUCAGCGUGGGAGCUGACCCCAUGCCAUGCUUUCCCACAUUUCCAAGUACAGUAUCAUUAAAAGUCUUGGUCCUCUCAGGAGGAGUCUUCCAGGUGACCCAGUUUUCCAGUGUGGAAAGGAGCAGUUUGUUACAGCAACUUAACCCUGCCAUCAUUGCAACUUGAGCACCAGCACAACUGUAGAACCAUCUUUUCCAAACACCCAUCUCCUCUCUUCUUACUUCAGAGCACUGGACAAUAAAAAUUCUCCAGAAUUUUCCUACAAAGGAAGAGAGGAGGUGGAUGUUUGGAAAAGGUGAUACUACAGCUGUCUGGUGCUCAUGUUGCAAUGAUGGGAUGGUACGUUGAUGUAAUAACGGCUCCUUUCCACAAUGAAAAUCUCCCCACUAUCCUCUGCCCCCAUUUCUAACCUGGGGCACCCAUGGCCCUCCAGAUUCCCCCCCCCCAGCUCCCAUAAUCCCUCACCUUUGUUGUCUGAGACUGUUGGGACCCAUAGGCCAAAAAAUAUCUGGAGGGCCAUAGUUGCAUCCCCCCCCAAGACAUCAAGUGUGGGAACUGUGUGGCCUUCCAAAUGUUGGAUGCAAGUCCCAGCAUUCCUCACCAUUGGCUGUGCUGGUAAAGGGUGCUGGGAGUUGCAGUUCAACAGCCUCUGGA